Messenger RNA from Formica exsecta, 3415 nucleotides. RefSeq names its product RNA-binding protein Musashi homolog 2 (gene msi). Gene Ontology annotation, cellular component: cytoplasm. Gene Ontology annotation, molecular function: RNA binding. Lineage: Eukaryota; Metazoa; Arthropoda; Insecta; Hymenoptera; Formicidae. The record is from RefSeq and is a predicted model, not a curated record. The coding region runs from base 557 to 1714 and encodes 385 amino acids. The transcript has 3 exons.
CGCCCCACCAUCGUGCCGUACAGACGUCUGGAGAGCGUUACAGCUGCCGCUACAGCCGCCGCGCUUACGGAGUGCGCGAAGCCCGUCGUGAAGAGACGCGAGACCGCGCAUCGACGCCGUUGUCGUCGUUUCCCCGUGUCUGGCCGGUCGGCCGCUAACCUAAAAAUCGCCGAGACGCCGUCAACCGGCGUGGGCCUGUCCGGCGUCUAAAGUGGUGCGUCGCCGGUGGUGCCCCUCGUCGACGAACGAUCCUUUGUUUGGCGCGCGCGUGCCUGCCGACGUCUGGCGUCGAGAUUUUGAGGAACGUGAUCGUACGAGGAGUGUUCUUCUUCUCUGAUACGUGAUAUUCUAGUAUUGUGCUCCCCCGUAAAGGAUCUCGUUUACUUAUCCUACUGUGACCUUGAACUUGUGAGUGUGUGUGCGCGUCUAUUCCACGGCCGAUCGCCCUCUCCUCGAGACGACAGCGAGGGUGGGAGAACGAGGGAGAAGAAGAGGGAGAGAGAGAGAGAGAGAGAGAGACUCGGGUGCGACGUCGGGAUCCUGGAUGUGAACAAGGAUGUUUUCCUACGCAACCUUCCCAGUGGGCGCCGGCAUGGAGGCGACGAAUGGCGCGAUCGAGCACGACUUCCACAACACGCUGGUGCCGAUAAACGGUAGCCAUUCGGGCAGCUCCGGCAGGAGUACGCCGAACGGCGGCGACCCGGCGCCGGGCAAGCUCUUCGUGGGCGGCCUCUCUUGGCAGACGAGCAGCGAGAAGCUGCGGGAGUACUUUGGCAUGUUUGGCACCGUCACCGACGUUCUCAUCAUGAAGGAUCCGGUCACACAGCGUAGCCGCGGUUUCGGCUUCAUCACGUUCGCCGAGCCCGGCAGCGUCGACAAAGUCCUCAAGUGUCCUAUCCACACCCUGGAUGGCAAGAAGAUCGAUCCGAAGCACGCGACGCCGAAGAACCGCGCGAAACAGGCCAAUCGCACCAAGAAGAUCUUCGUGGGCGGUGUCAGUCAGGACACGAGCAGCGACGAGGUCAAGGCCUACUUCAAUCAAUUCGGCAAAGUGGAGGAGACGGUGAUGCUGAUGGAUCAGCAGACUAAGCGCCACCGCGGCUUCGGCUUCGUGACGUUCGAGAACGAGGACGUCGUCGACCGCGUGUGCGAGAUACACUUUCACACCAUCAAGAACAAGAAGGUCGAGUGCAAGAAGGCGCAGCCCAAGGAGGCGGUGCAACCGGGCGCGCUUGCCCUCGGCAAACGGGUGGUUCUGGGUGCCCUCGGCGUGCGGCUCGCGCCGCAACCGCCGUUGCCGGUCGCUGCGGCCGCCUCGCAGCUGGUGGCCGCGCAGGCGCAGGCCGCGCAGGUGCAGGCGGCCGCAGCUGCGGCAGCGGCGGCGCAGGUGCAAAACGCGGUAGCGGGUUACGGCAAACUAUUCGCCGCCACCGGCGGUUAUCCGGCCCUCUCGGCGUAUCGAUACGCGCCGUAUCCGAUACCGGCCGCGGUAGCGGCGGCCGCGGCCGCUGCGGCGCCGACCGCACAAGCGGCACCGGGACCGACACACGGUGCGGCCGCGGCCGCGGCCGCAGCAGCGGCAGCAGCGACGUCACCGGCCGCCGCCGCGGCGCCCGGCAAUCCCUAUCAGGGCUAUUCGCUCACCAACGUCGACAUGUCGAGCUUCCAGGGCGUCGACUGGGGAUCCGUGUACGGGAUGGGAAUGUACGUUUAAAGAGGAGAGACAUCGACACGACCGCCGCCGCAACCUUGGGAUCCAGCGACGAGGAGAGGAGUUCAUGUUCGUUCUCUCCGAGGUUGAUUGCGGCUCGCGAACCCGCCUUUCGAGAAUCUCUCGAUAUGGGAGAAUUCAAUGUGUCUCUGGAGAAAAAUGACCCACCGCGCUCGCACUGCAAAAAUACGAGAUAAUGAUAAUACUCGACGAAGAUAACUUCCGACUUCAUGCUUCCGAUCGCCAUUUCACCGGUAGUUCUCGCAUCACCGGAAAGCGAUGCUAGUAGAGAUGGGUUCUUCGAUACUUUUGUUACGGAAUGGAAUUACACACAUUCACACAUAUACACAUACACAUACACACACGGAAAAGCGUACAAGCGGAACGGAUCCAAUGAAAAAAGCUGAAAUUUCAAUCGAUUCGUAUUCGAGCGAAGAGCAAAGAUUGUCAAGGGAAUAAACGAUUUCUCCGAUGUGUGGAAAUCCAGCGAAUGAUGAAUAGGAUUAGGCGCGCGAGGCGAAGCUCGAAGGACAAGGAUCAGAGUCAUCCGUGUGUAAUCGUAUAUUCUGUUCGAUUGUUUUCCCAAAUCGAAUAUAUCUUGAACUCAUACUUAAUUUUUAAUUAUAUAAUUUAUUUACGAGCAUCGCAGGAUCGAGGCUAACGAACCUCAUUACAUACGUUAUUAUUUUUUCAAGUCCCCUUCGUCUUUCGUUAUCGCGCUUCAAUUCAUAUCAUUUCUCAUCAUCACAAGUCAUUGCGUUUCAGCAUACGCACUUUGGUUCCUAUUUAGAUUAAUGCGUACGCAUUAUAUAGACUUGGACGAAUCGCGCUUCAUCUACGUCGCCGCGCCCGUUACGUUAAUCACCGCGAUUAAUUAACGCGAUCCAUUAGCGACGUUCACGAUAGUCUCUUAGUUUCCUACUUGUUCCCGCAACGGUCGUUUCCUCGGCCACGAAGCAAUAAAAGGAGAAAAACCGAGAGGCGGUGAACGACGCGAAACGAUUUACUCCGCCACGCAAAGUUCGAGACAAAAAAUUCGCUCGUUUUCCCUCCCUAUUUCCGUUCUUCUUGCCUCUCGUUAUAUCCACUUUUUUUUUACAUAUACAUUUUCUCACGUCUUAAUGAUGAUGAUAUAUGUAUUAUACAUAUUCCGCCAAAAUACAUUGUCGAGUUGCCUUCGCCAGAGACCAGCGGAAGUACGAAUGCGGAAGUAUGGAUAAGAUAUUAAUCGAAUCAGAAAAUAAACAGACCGAUUUUCCGAAUAUCGAAUAUAUUUCGCUCCCGUAUCGGAAUCUUUAAAGUAAAAUACACAAUCGCUCGGACUCUCUUUUCUCGAAUCGAUAGCGAAAGACUAAUGUUAGAAAGACUAGAUUCGCGUCAAGUGCCAAACGAACGUACGGAAGGGAGGCAUUUAACUUUCUCGCGUCUUUUUCCGAUGUCCGAGCGACGAUGAGAUGCGACGACGACAACGACUCGACGACGGACUCCUUCACGAUCCUCUUCGUCGCAUCGUGCUUCUCGUGGUUUUCUCGGCGGUCUCUCGCUUUCCCAGAGGCAACAGGUCACAACACAUACAAUCCAUUUUGCGCGAGCGAGCAGACUCUCUCGAGAUUACAUAUGCAUGAGCAACAACACGAGAGGGACACGUAUAUAACUAUGUAUAAUGUAUAGAUACAUAUACACACGUAUAUAUACAUACAUAUA